AGACUAAAAACCAACCACCAACCAAGCAUCAUCAAAGAGAGGAUACAUAAUACCAAGGAACCCAUCGAGAGAAUCAAUCGAAGAGAUAUAGCAUUCAGCUGGCUCGUACAUGUGCAGGCUUCUCAUCUUCAAGGGCGAGCCGAUCGUCCUUGCCCAUCUGAUCACCAAACCAUCCCACUCGAUUAUCAACCAAGCCUUUGACAGCAGAUUACGAUUAGAUGCCAGACCGGUCAAUGCGGAUGGGUUCGGAGUAGGCUGGUACGACCCCGAUGUCGAAAACUCAACACCUUGCGUCUUUCAAGCCAUCACUCCUGCCUGGUCAAAUCGAAAUCUCCAUCGUCUGGCUGAAAAGAUCUGUUCUCCCCUCGUCUUUGCCCACGUCAGAGCAAGUACUUCGGGAGCACUGAGUGAAGAGAACUGUCAUCCUUGGAUAUAUGGCUCAUUGCUAUGGAUGCACAACGGUCAUAUCGCCGGUUUCAAAAACUUCAAACGGGAGCUCCAAAGUGGAUUGUUCGACGAAUUCUUUCACUUUCCUCAGGGAAACACCGAUUCGGAAUGGGCCUUCGCCUUAUUCUUAAAUGAAUUGAGCAAGGUAGCCGAUCCGAAAUCGGUCUCGUUUCCGUACACCUUACUGAAAGAGACGAUGCUCCAGACGAUCAAGCGGAUCCGAGAGCUAUGCAUUCAAGCGGGGAUCAGUGAGCCAUCGCUAUUGAACUUUGCAGUCACCGAUGGCCAGAGCGUGGUUGCGACUCGAUACGUCAACAGCUCAACCGACGAGGCCGCCAGUCUCUACUUCUCUACCGGUACCUCCUUCGAAGCUGCUAGUGCUCUCGACGGUGGACCUGCCAUCAACUCCGAGGAGUGUCAUGGCCCUCUUGAAGCUGCCCAAUAUCGAAUGAAAAAGUGCGACAAGAGAGAGAGAAUCGUCUUGAUUGCCUCCGAACCUUUGACCUUUGAGAAGACCGAUUGGCUCGAGAUUCCGUGCCAAACGGUGAUCAUCAUCACGCCAAAGAUGAACGUGCUUCAAUUCCCAAUCAUCGAUGAAUUCUUCCAACAUACCUUGACCCCUAACAGGUCCUCUGAUUACGUGAUCGGCAAAGGACUACAUUACUUGCCUGUUUCCGCAAGCCCAUCUAAGAUCUGCCCCGGGAAACAACAGUGGCGCAAGUGAUCGAGGCUGCAUUACCCCCUUUUUGCUUCGAACCCAUCUCCUUCUGCGUGCUCACCCCCGCCCCCCCCCCC
Molecule: messenger RNA, 1242 nt
Organism: Puccinia graminis f. sp. tritici CRL 75-36-700-3
Lineage: Eukaryota; Fungi; Basidiomycota; Pucciniomycetes; Pucciniales; Pucciniaceae
Exons: 13
Coding region: 110-1171 (353 amino acids)
Source: RefSeq, a predicted model, not a curated record